Molecule: messenger RNA, 981 nt
Organism: Neohortaea acidophila
Lineage: Eukaryota; Fungi; Ascomycota; Dothideomycetes; Mycosphaerellales; Teratosphaeriaceae
Product: proliferating cell nuclear antigen, C-terminal domain-containing protein
Exons: 5
Coding region: 1-981 (326 amino acids)
Biological process (GO): mismatch repair; translesion synthesis; regulation of DNA replication
Cellular component (GO): PCNA complex
Molecular function (GO): DNA polymerase processivity factor activity; DNA binding
Source: RefSeq, a predicted model, not a curated record
AUGCGCGCCCUUACCGCCUCGCUGUUUGGCGUCGCCGCCGGCACCCUAGGCCUGGAAUCCAUCCCCGGCUUCAUCUUCUACUUCCUCGGCACCGCUGGCGUGUCCCUGCUGAUCUUCAACUUGAAGGCCGACGGCAAGCCUGCGGCCUACUUUUACAAUCCCUUUGGCGAUCUCUGGUUCGGCGAUCUGUUUGGCGGCCUGAUGUCUUUUGCACGACUGGAGCAGGCCGCUCUUCUCAAGAAGGUGGUGGACGCCAUCAAAGACCUGGUGCAAGACUGCAACUUCGACUGCAAUGACUCGGGCAUCGCGCUGCAAGCCAUGGACAACUCGCACGUCGCGCUCGUGUCGAUGAUGCUCAAGUCGGAAUCCUUCUCGCCCUUCCGCUGCGACCGCAACAUCGCGCUCGGCAUCAACCUCACCUCCCUCACCAAGGUCCUGCGCGCCGCGCAGAACGAGGACAUCCUCACGCUCAAGGCCGAGGAUGCGCCGGACGUGGUGAACCUGAUGUUUGAGGACAGCAAGACGGAUCGCAUGAGCGAGUAUGAUAUCAAGCUGAUGGAUAUUGAUCAAGAGCAUCUGGGCAUUCCUGAUACGGAGUAUGCGGCCACCAUCUCGCUGCCUUCGUCGGAGUUUCAGCGCAUCUGCCGCGACUUGUCCCAGUUGUCUGAGUCUGUGGCCAUCGAAUGUACAAAAGAAGGCGUCAAGUUCAACUGCUCGGGAGACAUCGGCUCGGGCUCGGUGUCGCUCCGCCAGCACACCAACGUGGAAGACGAGAGCAAGAACGUGGAGAUCAACCUCAGCGAGCCCGUCGCGCUCACCUUCUCCCUCAAAUACCUCGUCAACUUCUGCAAGGCCAGCGGGCUCAGCGACCAUGUCAAGCUGUGCUUGAGCAACGAGGUGCCGCUGCUGGUGGAGUACGCGCUGGCCAACAACAGCUACUUGAGAUUCUACCUGGCGCCAAAGAUCGGUGAUGAGGAAUAG